AUGGCUACCCAAGCCAACACCCCUUCUCUCUGUUACACUCAUAAACUUCAAUUCUUUCUCCAUAAUCCCAUUCCUGCUUCCAUUUCACUUGUUGGUAAUGGCUGCAGGGGCCAAAAGAAGCCUCUCAAUCUCAGUUGCAGCUCCGUCGGCGAUGAUGAUUAUUACAUAGAUGCUGAUUAUCAAGUGGGUGAUGGCUUCUCUUUCAGUGGAGGAAAGUAUUCAGAUGGACCAAGCCCUUCUGAUGAAUGGUUCAAGCAAGGGAAGAUAGUGAAAGCUUAUACUUCUCUUGGUUCCGGCGAGAAGGCGAAAGAUCCAAUCUUUGGACUUGCAAUGGGUGCUGAUUCUCAGGCAGCUGCUGAUGUUUUCAGAUGGUUUUGCGUUGAAUCCGGAAGUGCUGAUAAUCCUUCAGUUAUACUGAUUCAUGGCUUACCUUCUCAGGCGUACUCUUACCGCAAGGUUCUUCCCAUACUUUCUAAAUCCUAUCAUGCCAUUGCGUUUGAUUGGUUAGGCUUUGGAUUUUCAGAUAAACCUCAACCCAAGUAUGGCUUUGACUAUACUCUCAAUGAGUAUGUAACAUCCUUGGAGUCCUUAAUCAAUGAAGUUGCUGUUGGAAAGGUCUCACUCGUUGUCCAGGGAUACUUCGCACCGGCAGCUGUUAAAUAUGCCAGCACACAUCAGGAAAAGAUUGACAACAUUAUACUCUUAAAUCCUCCACUAACAGCAAAGCAUGCAAACCUUCCUUCAACCUUGUCCGUAUUCAGCAACUUUUUGUUAGGUGAAAUCUUCUCUCAGGAUCCUUUAAGGGCAAGUGAUAAAACCUUGACAAGUUGUGGGCCGUAUCAAAUGAAAGAGGAUGAUGCCAUGGUGUACAGAAAUCCUUACCUCACAUCUGGAGCUUCUGGGUUUGCAUUGAAUGCAAUCAGCAGGGACAUGAAGAAACAUUUGAAGAAAUAUGUGGAGGAAAUGAGGACAAUACUAACAGAUGAGAAUUGGAAAGUUCCAACUACAAUAUGUUGGGGAAAAAGAGACCGCUGGUUGACUUAUGAUGGAGUAGAGGAUUUCUGCAAGGAUUCAAGGCAUAGGCUUAUAGAAAUUCCAAUGGCUGGUCAUCACGUCCAGGAGGAUCGUGGUGAAGAACUUGGACAAAUCAUUUACGAUGUCAUCAGAAAAAGGAGAUUUGGUUUAUGAUGCUCUUUCAUUGCUUAAUUGUUUUAGAUUUUAUUAAUCGAAGGAACAUCAUAUAUAAUUUCUCUGAU
Molecule: messenger RNA, 1256 nt
Organism: Argentina anserina (silverweed cinquefoil)
Lineage: Eukaryota; Viridiplantae; Streptophyta; Magnoliopsida; Rosales; Rosaceae
Exons: 13
Coding region: 1-1188 (395 amino acids)
Molecular function (GO): epoxide hydrolase activity
Source: RefSeq, a predicted model, not a curated record